Messenger RNA from Pseudocercospora fijiensis CIRAD86, 4209 nucleotides. It is a transcript of the gene IME2, whose product is annotated as serine/threonine protein kinase, CMGC family. Gene Ontology annotation, cellular component: cytoplasm; nucleus. NCBI's taxonomy places the organism in Eukaryota, Fungi, Ascomycota, Dothideomycetes, Mycosphaerellales, Mycosphaerellaceae. Gene Ontology annotation, biological process: intracellular signal transduction; protein phosphorylation. Gene Ontology annotation, molecular function: protein serine/threonine kinase activity; ATP binding. The record is from RefSeq and is a predicted model, not a curated record. The coding region runs from base 1208 to 3577 and encodes 789 amino acids. The transcript has 3 exons.
UUAUUGGCCACGCUGCAGCCAACAGACUCUUCGACAAAUCCCACAUCCACCGUUGGCUUCAUUAGUGCACUUUCCAGGGGCUGCCCACCUCUGAGAGGCCACGCGAGUUGUGCCUCGCAACCGGCGCACAUCGAUUCCUGCACUGCGCUGGCACUCUCGCCCUCGCGAGCCACCAGCAGCAGCAGCAGCAGCAGCAGCAGUCCGCGACAUCUCUGCCAGGCGAACCGUCGUGCAUAUCUGCCGCCUCUCCCGCCAUCGCCAGCGCCAGCGCCGCCAUCAUCACCAGAUUCACCACCACCAUCUGUGCGCAACCUUCUGGAAUCCGCACCACCCGUGCGCUCAUAUCAUUCAUUCAUCACCCUCGCCCCGGCCCUGGCGUCGUGUCUCACUUAAUUCCCGCCUAAUUAACACCAGCUCGUACCCUCGAGUCUUGCCAGCAUCCCCUCGUCAUCUGCCUCGACACAAACACGCGCGCGUACACCCUUCCAGAAUUCGACUCCCAGCGUGUAUGUGUCUCGACUCUCGAGACUACUCUCAACCGACAAACCCAACAAGCCAACGUCAGCAAUAAUCUCUGAUCUCUGAUCCAGAGGAAUCAACCACCCGUACCCGUACCGUGCAGUGCCCGCGAAACACUUCUCUCUGAGUCUCUGCCGAACCUCCUUUUGCGCACCUCAAAAGCAUCGACCUGUCUCAUCACUCCCUCUACAGGACCCACUCCUGCUACCCGACAAGUCAAGCCACCGCCUGCACUAUCUCGGCACUGUUCUUCUUGAUCGUCUGCUAACGGCACACCAUCCCUUCGGCUGCACUUCCGCCAACCGUCGUGUUGGAGCCUCCCUUCGCUUGGCCAACGCACCUACCUCAUCGACACCAUCCAACUUUCAGGCCAUCUUCUAGGUCAACCGUCGUCUACACUCUUUCACAUCCCACUCGACGCCCGUACCAGACCUUGAAGCGCUCCAGAGUCCAGUUCCUUGGUUUUGUAUCCUUACCCAUACCCACCUCCACAUUACCUACCAUACCCAUCUAAUCCAUAAUCUUGGCCUUGACGGUCUAUUAUUCACUCCAACAACUGCUGGCCGCCUCUGACCGGACCCUUUUAGACCACUACCUCGCAAGUCACCGCCGACAAGCUCUAUGCUCCGAUAGUACCCAACUCAGCUUACGAGCAACAGCCUCAAUCAUUGAGGCCCUGAAAUCCAUCAUGACUAUCGCCUAUGACAUGUCGUACCGCGGCUGGUCCAAUGGCUCGCAGUCCUCUGCCGUGUGUCUCGAAGACAAGUUCGAGAUCAUGAAGGACAUUGGUGAUGGCAGCUUUGGAAGCGUGACCCUGGGAAGGACGAGAGCCGCUGGCGCGCAUAUCGUCCGACGAGGCACACUUGUGGCAAUCAAAACGAUGAAGAAGACAUUCGAGAAUUUCUCGCAAUGUAUGGAACUUCGAGAAGUGAUCUUCUUGAAGUCACUGCCAAAUCAUCCACACCUUGUUCCGGCCUACGACAUUUUCUUAGACCCAUUGAGCAAGAAGCUCCACAUUGCCAUGGAAUACAUGGACGGCAACUUGUAUCAACUGAUGAAGGCGAGAGACCACAAGCCACUGGACUGCAGCAGCGUCAAGAGCAUCUUGUUUCAGAUUAUGGGCGGUCUGGACCAUAUUCACGAACACAACUUCUUCCACCGCGACAUCAAGCCUGAAAACAUCCUGGUGUCCACAUCAGCUCCCGACACUGGCAACGCAUUCAAGCGAUAUUCCCAACUUGUCACGCCUCCUGCGACACCACCAGCUUAUUCUAUCAAAAUUGCAGAUUUCGGUCUUGCCAGAGAGACACACUCACGCGUCCCGUACACGACUUACGUCUCCACGCGGUGGUACAGAGCUCCCGAAGUUUUACUGCGAGCGGGAGAGUACUCAGCGCCUGUCGACAUCUGGGCAGUUGGAGCCAUGGCAGUAGAGAUUGCGACUUUGAAGCCUCUAUUUCCGGGGGGCAACGAGGUCGACCAAGUAUGGAGAGUGUGCGAGAUCAUGGGAAGCCCAGGAGCUUGGGUGAACAAGCAUGGACAAAAGGUGGGAGGCGGAGAAUGGAAAGAAGGCAUCAAGCUUGCGCAGAAGCUCGGCUUCUCAUUUCCCAAGAUGGCGCCUCACUCUCUCGAAACCGUUCUACCUGCACCUCAAUGGCCAGCAAGUCUAGCUCACUUCGUUACGUGGUGUCUCAUGUGGGACCCAAGAGUUCGACCAACUUCGAGACAGGCCUUGGAGCACGAAUUCUUCCAAGAUGCACUCGACCCACUGCGACCAAAGAGCAGUGCGCGACUUGGCCGCAAGGACUCCACACUGGGCAUGAAUGGAUCAUCAGAGAACAUACUAUCGCUCACCACAAAGACAUCCUCCUGGUUCAGGAAGUCACUGGGUGCUAACAACAACCCGGCACCUGUUGUUCCAGAACAUACCCAACAGAACAACGCGUCCAGGCCUGCUCCGAUUCACGCAAAUACCGAUGCUUCGACUGCGGGCAGCAAGACGCGACCGAACGCUCCCAAGCGAGCAACAUGGACGAAUGGGGCGCAGAACGCAGCACCAAUGCCCAUUCUGCCUUCAAUCAGGCCCAUCUCUCCUCUUCCUGACGCGUCAACCGCUCACGCCAGCACUCGACGUGCGCAGCAACCGGAAGAUGGUGCAGGAAAGAAGAUUGGACGCCAGCUGUCGGUAAACUCGCAGGGCAACCACUACGCGGAUCUGCACCGUCAAGAGGCCGAACGCGCUCUGACCGGCGCAACUGGUCUCAAGUCGCCAACCGGCAGCCAAAGGGAAAGCUUCUUCUCACACCUUCGCAAACGUGCGAGGAGGCUGUCAGGGAGACAUCAAAUGACGCCAGGAGCCGAGGAUAUCGAGGCAAAUGUCGGAUGUGCUCCCUGGGCCACGAGCAACCGACCGUCGGCCCAAGAGCAGCCCAGUCCAAUUGCACCUCUCGCUGCAGACCCAUCAUCUGAUCCCAACUUCGCGGAGCUGGACAAGGCCCUUCAAAACGUGCGUUACAGCCUUGACAUGGCAGCGAAUAAUGCGAGCAGCACCAACCAUCAGUCGAAGCAUUCAACUCGCACGCCGACCAACCCAACACUCAAGCGACAUCACUCGUUGCCAUACCCUAAAGAGGAGAGUGCAGGUGCUUUCACGAGUAGAACACGACAAUCUCUGCGGCACACCCCGAGCCGGUACGAGACACCUUGCGAGGAGGACGAGCUUCUGGACGAGGCCAUCGCGUCUGCACACCGGGCGGCGAAGCGCCUCGACAAUAGUCUUGCAAAUGCCAACCAGCAAGCGCGCCCACACCUUCCGCAGGUGGCAUCGGAGCCUACAUACCACGCUCCAUACCUCACACCUUCGCCAUCGAAGGAUCAAAUGGGUGUCAAGUUUGGGUCGCAUGAUUAUACUCCAACAAAGCCGGUGGACAUUCCUGCUCCAAGGCCGGAGCAGAAAGGUGUAGUGCAACCUCAAUGGCCGACCCCGCCUUACGAUGAGAACGACUGGGCUGCCGCUGCCGCUGCCAGCAUUUUUGCCACGCAAGCCGCUUUUCAGUAAACGCAAUGUAUCACGGCCGUCAGACUCGGAAGUUCUCAUGCCAUGGCGUUUGGCGUCAAGGCCUGUCACACGUUGACUUUUUCUUAUGUUUUCAAAUAACCGCAUUGCAUCGGCGUUUUUCAAGCGGUACUCUCUCAUUACUCGGCUGCGAGCACAGCCUCGCAUCGCAUUCUUAUUGCUGGCGUUUCCGGUAAUGGGUGCAAAUUCGAAUAUUUUGCAUCCUCAAGCGGACUACAUUUUGUACAGGAUCUAAUACUGGAUCAUCUCUUACGCGUUAUUUGUCAGUCGGAGCUCGAAAGCGCCACAGGCAUCUCCUUGGUCUGGAACAACGUAUUUCACCAUCUGGUUCACGGCGCGAACUGGGCGCUUUGUACAAAAACAUCAAGGCCGGGAAAGGCAGGGCGAAGGAAGCAUAGUGUUGAUUUUUACUGUUCAGAGCUCUACAUAUGAGCUGACUCUGUUCACUGCUGGCAGUUGUCAAAGAGAUAAAUUGGUCAGCUGAUACCCCCAAGAGUGUGCGUCUGCAACCAGACCGCUCCAUUGCUCAUAAAUUUUAUCCGCGGAAGCUGGCUGGAGCCAUUUUGCAUGGCUAGCCAGAUAAAAAGUACCACUUACAAUAUUUUUACUACGAG